CUUUCGCGAACGGCAAAAGCUCAAACGGAGCUCCUCAGCUGCGACGAUGCUUACUCGUAUCUAUCGCAGCCUGUCAGCCCCUGCUUACGGGCCCGGACGCGGCUGCAGAGAUGCACCCGAGUCUAUCUGCUACGCUCACCUCAACGUAGGAAACACGUCUUCCGUCUCGGAUCUCGUACACGGCUCUGCCCUCCCGGACAUGAAAGCUUGUCGGCCAUUUGGGAGGAUCAGCAAGAAGGCCGACGCCACCGCUGAGAUGGCGGACUUGAUAUACUACACCUUGACGGAAGUGGAGAAGGUCUGUCUCCGCGGGUCUGCUCAGUCAUCCAACAGACUCUCGAUAAGCUCAGGAGGAUCUCCGCACGGAAUCGAGGUGCGUGUGGCGUCCCUGGCCCUGCCCCUGGGCCGUUCCUCCGUUCAUUGAUCGAGCGUGCUGCAGCAGGCUGCAGCGCAGCCUCGUAGCCUGGCGGAGUGUUACGUACAAUACCAGUAGAAAGCGUGGAUUUGAACGAACUGUACAUCUUGCCUUCGCAUUCUGGUCACCCUGUAGGGGCUCCAGUACAUGACCGGCGCUUCCACAACACGCGGUCGACAUCCAUGAUAGUAAACGUGCUCCCUGCCAUCUGCUAGUGCAACCGUUGCGGGAGCCCAACAAGGCUAUUCAUGAAGGUCAACGCGGAUGCUACCGUGUGCACUUACCAGACACGACGCGCCUUGCACACGUGACUGCUGCAAUCGGCGCGUCUCCGUCGUUGACAACGUUUGACCUCAACC
Molecule: messenger RNA, 774 nt
Organism: Dichomitus squalens LYAD-421 SS1
Lineage: Eukaryota; Fungi; Basidiomycota; Agaricomycetes; Polyporales; Polyporaceae
Exons: 2
Coding region: 47-424 (125 amino acids)
Source: RefSeq, a predicted model, not a curated record